Salarias fasciatus (jewelled blenny) is the source of this 2545-nucleotide messenger RNA. RefSeq names its product kelch repeat and BTB (POZ) domain containing 2 (gene kbtbd2). The coding region runs from base 553 to 2454 and encodes 633 amino acids. The record is from RefSeq and is a predicted model, not a curated record. Gene Ontology annotation, molecular function: protein binding. NCBI's taxonomy places the organism in Eukaryota, Metazoa, Chordata, Actinopteri, Blenniiformes, Blenniidae. The transcript is spliced from 4 exons.
UUGUGAUGCGCCGAGAGGUUGUUCGAUGCUCGGCGUUUCGACUCUUGUCUUCGCCGUCUCUCCUCCGUUACGGGAGUUUACCUCACGCCUUCUGCCGAGGGAAAAACAACAACACUUUGAUGGUCCUUCUUGUGGAACUUGUCUGCGGUUACUACAAGCACUGAUGUAGCAGUUUUGCGGCAGCUCGUCGCGCCCUCUCUCUCUCGCUCUCUCUCUCUACCUCCGGUCCCUGGUGCCUCACUGCAUGACCUCAGACAACAGAUAAGAAAGGACUCACCAGAGGGAACCAGCACUGUACCUCACCUCACCCCAGGACUCCUCUACUUUUCAGCAGAAGGAGCGGCAAACAUCUGUCCCCGCAUCGUCGAGCACCUCCACGCAGGCCGGUGGAGGUGUUGCACACGCCUUCCCGUUCCCAACCCCCCCCCCCCUUCACCCUCCAGUCUUCAGGAGUGCUCCUGUUUUUGUUUUUAUUUCUCCUGGUUGGCUUGAGUCCGGUUCUGCCGGCCGUGUGACUUUUCAAAACUGGGGCGCGAUUCAUGGGAUGCAACCAUGUCGGAUCUCAGUGAGCGCAGGCCGGUCAACACGGACUACGCUGUCUCCCUGCUGGAGCAGCUCAAGUUUUUCUACGAGCAGAAGUUACUGACGGACGUGGUGCUGCUGGUGGAGGACACCGAGUUCCCCUGUCACAAGAUGGUCCUGGCUACUUGUAGCUCCUAUUUCAGAGCGAUGUUCAUGAGCGGCCUGAGCGAGAGCAAGCAGACCCACGUCCACCUGAGGAACGUGGACCCGGCCACGCUACAGAUCAUCAUCACCUACGCCUACACAGGCAACCUGGCCAUCAGCGACAGCACGGUGGAGCCGCUCUACGAGACGGCUUGUUUCCUGCAGGUGGAAGACGUGUUGCUGCAGUGCAGGGACUACCUGGUGAAGAAGAUCAAUGCGGAGAACUGCGUCCGCAUGCUGAGCAUCGGCGACCUGUUCAGCUGCAGCGAGCUCAAGCAGAGCGCCAAGCGCAUGGUGGAGCACAAGUUCCCCGUGGUGUACCGACAGGAGGCCUUCCUGCAGCUCUCCCACGAGCUGCUCAUAGACAUCCUGAGCAGCGACAACCUCAACGUGGAGAAGGAGGAGACCGUGCGCGAGGCGGCCAUGCUGUGGCUGGAGUACAACAUGGAGGCGCGCUCGCAGCACCUGUCCUCCGUGCUCAGCCAGAUCCGCAUCGACGCGCUGUCCGAGGUGACGCAGCGCGCCUGGUUCCAGGGUCUGCCGCCCAAUGACAAGUCUGUGGUGGUGCAGGGCCUCUACAAGUCCAUGCCCAAGUUCUUCAAGCCGCGCUUGGGCAUGACGAAGGAGGAGAUGCUAAUCUUCAUGGAGGCCUUGUCGGAAACGAACGGCGAAUGCUACGUCAUGGCCACGUCUGUGCCCACGACGGUGGUAUGCUACAGCCCGCAGGCCGAGAAAGUGUACAAGCUCUGCAACCCGCCGGGUGACCUGCAGAAGGUGGGGACUCUGGUUACCCCAGACAACGACGUGUUCAUCGCCGGCGGGCAGAUCCCGCUCAAAAACUCGAUCGCCAACCACAGCAAAAGCAGCAAGUUGCAGGCGGUCUUCCGCUCGGUGGACAGCUUCUUCUGGUUCGACGCUCAGCAGAACGCCUGGGUGCCCAAGACGCCCAUGCUGUGCGCCCGAAUCAAGCCCUCGCUGGUCUACUGCGAGGGCUACAUCUAUGCAAUCGGAGGAGACAACGUUGGCGGCGAGCUGAACAAGCGCACGGUGGAACGCUACGACUGCGAGAAAGACGAGUGGAGCAUGAUGAGCCCGCUGCCCUUCGCCUGGAACUGGAGCACCUCGGUGGUGGCGCACGACUGCAUCUACGUGAUGACGCACGACCUGAUGUACUGUUACUUCCCCCGAGCCGACACCUGGGUGGAGAUGGCCAUGCGCAAGACGAGCCGCUGCUUCGCCUCCGCCGCCGCCUUCGGGGACCUCAUCUUCUACAUCGGCGGCCUCCACGUGGUCAGCAACUCGGGCAUCCGCCUGCCGACCAGCACCAUCGACGGCUCCUCCGUCACGGUGGAGAUCUACGACGUCAACAAGAACGAGUGGCGCCUGGCCGCCAACAUCCCCGCCAAGCGCUACUCGGACCCGUGCGUGCGGGCGGUGGUGCUGCUCAACUCGCUGUGCAUCUUCAUGCGCGAGACCCACAUGAAUGAGCGCGCCAAGUACGCCAUCUACCAGUACGACGUGGAGCUGGACCGCUGGUACCUGCGGCAGCCCGUGUCGGAGCGCGUGCUCUGGGACCUGGGCAAGGACUUCCGCUGCACGGUGGGCAAGCUGUACCCCUCCUGCCUGGAGGAGUCCCCCUGGAAGCCCCCCACCUACCUCUUCUCCCCCGACGGGGCGGAGGAGUUCGACAUGGACGGGGAGCUGGUGAUGACGCUCCCCAUAGCGUAGCUCCGACGCUCCCCUCCCCCCGCCUCGCCGAGCGAGUCCGAGACCGAGGGAUGGACACGAAGGGGGAGUGGGGUGCCUCAGCUUGGGGGCC